GCAACGGCGGAGCUGCUGGAUACACCUGUGCCUAGGGCCGCGGAGUUUCCCGUUGUCUCGCUCGGGGUCGGGUGCAGGUGAGAAGUCCAGGGGAGAGGCUUGGCCCUCUUCCUGGCUCCACCUCGGCAAUUGCUGGCGGCGGCGGCUGCAUCACCAUCGUGAGCAUUCCGGGAGCGAUCGCCCUUCCACGCCGAACUUUUAAAUUCCCCCUUUAGAAAUGCUGAGGUUCCUCAGUGAACAGACAAGUUCUAUCACAGAAAAAGGCAAUAUCUCCAGGGUGCUUGGAAGAAAGACCCAUUGAAGCAUGCAUAAGGUUUGGAAGAAGAUGGUGAGAUCCCACAGAUCAACCGAAACCUUAAAGAGCGUGCGCCUUUGACGUAGGAGCAACUGCUGCAACAUCGCCCACGAUGAGGCUGCUCCAAAGACGCUAUGGCCCACUGAAGCUGGCUUUAGUGGGCGUUGUCUUUGUGAUCUUCCUCUUCAUCAUGCAGAGAGAUGUGAGCAAAGGGGAUCAAAGGGAGGAACCUUGGCUGAAGAACAUUGUGGACAGGAAAGAUCAGAUGAUUGACAUAAUGAUGGGAGCGGUCAACAACAUCCGCGACUCUAUGCCAAAGCUGCAAAUCCGGGCUCCAGUUCAACAGGAGGCCCUUGUGCAGGACAGCAAGUCCUGCCUGCCAGGCUAUUACACGCCAGCAGAACUGAAACCCUUCAUGGAGCGUCCACCUCAGGACCCCAAUAGCCCAGGUGCUGAUGGGAAAGCUUUCAAGAAGGACCACUGGACCCAAGAAGAGACAAAGGAGAAAGAGCAUGGCUAUGAGAAGCACUGUUUCAAUGCCUAUGCCAGUGACCGGAUUUCUCUCCAGAGGGCACUGGGACCAGACACCAGACCUCCAGAGUGCAUUGAUCAAAAGUUCAAGCGCUGCCCACCCCUCCCUACCACCAGCGUCAUCAUUGUCUUCCAUAACGAGGCCUGGUCAACCUUGCUUCGCACUGUAUACAGCGUUCUGUACUCCUCCCCGGCUAUAUUGCUAAAGGAAAUCAUUCUUGUGGAUGAUGCCAGUACAGAUGACUACUUGAAAGACGAGUUGGACAACUAUGUGAAGCAACUACAGAUAGUGAAAGUCAUCCGGCAGCUGGAAAGGAAGGGUUUAAUAACUGCCCGGUUGCUUGGUGCCAGUGUUGCUAUGGGAGACGUGCUCACUUUCCUGGAUGCUCACUGUGAAUGCUUCCAUGGCUGGUUAGAGCCUCUCUUGUCACGUAUUGCAGAGGAGCCCACAGCUGUGGUCAGUCCAGAUAUCACCACCAUCGACCUGAACACUUUUGAGUUUUCCAAGCCAAUUCAAUAUGGGAAGCAGCACAGUCGGGGUAACUUCGACUGGAGUCUGACUUUUGGAUGGGAGUCUAUUCCACAACGUGAGAAGCAGAGAAGAAAAGAUGAGACAUAUCCUAUCAAGACUCCCACGUUUGCUGGUGGGCUCUUUGCCAUUUCCAAGUCCUAUUUUGAACACAUUGGCUCCUAUGACGAUCAGAUGGAGAUCUGGGGCGGGGAAAACGUGGAGAUGUCCUUUCGGGUUUGGCAGUGUGGGGGCCAGCUGGAGAUUGUUCCUUGCUCUGUGGUUGGCCAUGUGUUCCGUUCCAAGAGUCCCCACACCUUCCCAAAAGGAACUCAAGUAAUCUCCAGGAACCAGGUGCGUCUGGCAGAAGUCUGGAUGGACGACUACAAGGAAAUCUUCUACAGGAGGAACCAGCAGGCCUCUCAGAUGGCUAGAGAGAAAACCUAUGGAGACCUCGCUGAACGGCUUGAGCUGAAGGAGCGGUUACACUGCAAGAACUUCACCUGGUACCUACAAACCAUUUAUCCUGAGAUCUUCAUCCCAGACCUUACACCAGCUUUUUAUGGAGCUAUUAGAAACGAGGGUGCCAAACACUGCCUGGAUGUUGGAGAGAACAACCAUGGAGGAAAGCCACUGAUCAUGUACCCCUGCCAUGGGAUGGGAGGCAAUCAGUACUUUGAAUAUACAUCCCAGCGAGACCUGAGGCACAACAUUGGCAAGCAGCUCUGCCUGCGAUCUAAGAUGGGUCCCAUAGAGCUGGGAGACUGUCACUAUACAGGGAAACACUCCCGGGUGCCAGAAAAUGAAGAAUGGGAACUGACCAAUGAUCACCUUCUUAAAAAUGUGGCAUCUAACAAAUGUCUGUCUGCAAGAGGUGAGCAUCCCUACAUGGCUUCCUGCAACCCUGCAGAUCCCCAUCAACUUUGGUACUUCAGCUAAGCAAUUGCAGGAAACGCCAAAGCAGCGCAAGGCAAGCCUGGUUUGCCAAAGACCUCCUGUGGAAGCUUCUGUUUUCUUAACUCCACUCCCAAGAAGACAAAUUCAGGGAGAAGGGACCCAUUCAAAUAUGCUGCACAAUCACACACUUGACUCGUAACACUUUUGUGCCUUUUGGGAUAGAUUGGUCAAAGAGACACAGCAAAUCUUGGUGUACGUGUAUAUAUAUAUUAUUAAGUAAAAGUUGCAAGCUGGUAUGUUUGCCCUUUAGAGAGUACCAUAAGUAUUGUUAAUCAAAGCUCCAUAUUGUGAGACGGACAACAUUGGUGAUUGUAUUCUGCGGUAGAUUAAAAGUGGGAGUGGGGGGCAUUGAUAGGAUAUGAUUUUUCCCCCUAACUAGUUAUGCUGUGAGCAAAGUAGGAAAUAGCACUCUGCGGGAACGAGCUAUGGAGCCUGUCCUAUGGAAUAGCUUGUCUGCAGGAUUGUUUAGAAAAAUAUCUUAUGCCAAAGAUACUGACUUUAAUCUCUGUUACAUAGGAAGUGUAUCUUCUGACAGUAUUGGGCUGUAGAAGGAGAAACUGCAUCAUAAAUGCCUGGGGAGAGAUUUGUAAUAGUUUCUUAGCUCCUUUUGUUUGAAAAAAGGUCUUGCACAGAGAUGCUGUUAGGUAGCGGGCAACUGUUGUUCCCGAAGUUUCAGUAGGUUAGCCCUGCACGUUAAAAUAGUAAACACUGAACUGUAGUAUUGUGCCGUGGCUGAAAUCCUCAUCUCUUUGCACAGGCUGGGGCCAGUGCCUUACCCCAUCAGGUUUUGGGACCUCUCGUCAGCAUGCUGCAAAUAUGUUGGAUAUUUUCUUUUUAAGCAUCCUCUAGUCAGCUUACUCCUCUACCAAAGAAAAGCGGACUUGGGAAAGGUGAUGCAGUUCUUGGUUUCAUACCAAGGAGUGAUGAAGGCUGACGUUUUGCUAGACAUUUUCUUGUGACUCAUGUCAAGGAUUGGAUAUCAACAUGACUUGGUUCCCCACCUGUCUGUGGGACCAGCACAGGUAGUCUGCAUGGUUUGACAAGCUCCUGCAGGUACUUGCCUUUCCUCUGGAUACUUCCAUAACCUUGACUGUACAUGGCAAUGCCUUGAGUGAGAAAAGCUGGUAACGUGCCUUGAUUUUUAAGACCAACUGGGGAAGCUAUUUCCCUGGAGGAAAUGGGUGCUGUUAGAAGUGUGCAAAAUCACCUUCAUGGGUGGGUGUUAAAAGAGUAGCACACCAGGGAGUGAGUGUGUCUUGACAAGAAAACCUGUGGGAGUAAAUUAAUGCUGGAUAUUGCCAGUUACAAUUGCCUGCUGGAGCAAAUCAUCGUCCCCCUUAUUUGAUUUGUAUGCUAUUAAAAAUACUUAGCGAUAUACUUGAUUCUUGGAUUUCAUUGUCAGUGGGGAUUUUUUUUUUUUAAAAAGGUUGAGAUGCUGUUCAUCCACAGAGUAGUAGCUUCUUCAUGACUUGACAAUGAGCCUCUUCUUCACCUGUAGCUGAUUAGCUAUUGGACUGUCAAUUUAAUGCAAAACAUAGAAAUGAAUCUGAAGGAAAACUAUGUCCAGAACUUCUGUGAACUGGGUGUUUUUGAGCACACUACAGUUUAAGAGCUGAUUGGCUGAUACAGGGGAUUGAAAUAGCCUGUCCAUGGGAGGUUCCUUCUACUUAAAGUGCACAGCUGGUUUCUGUUCCACUUGUGAUGGGAUGACAAAAUGAUGCUGCUGACUUUUCCUGUAUUUUGAAUAUGGGUGGCAGCAUUGGUUUUCCCAAGCGAUUGUGUUCAUUUCCAGGAAGGCUUCAGUUGAAAUGGGAAGGCCUGCCUUUGUUAAACUCAAUUGGAAAUAAUAAAAUUCUAUUUUACAAGCGAA
Molecule: messenger RNA, 4161 nt
Organism: Rhineura floridana
Lineage: Eukaryota; Metazoa; Chordata; Lepidosauria; Squamata; Rhineuridae
Gene: GALNT6
Product: polypeptide N-acetylgalactosaminyltransferase 6
Exons: 12
Coding region: 408-2273 (621 amino acids)
Cellular component (GO): Golgi apparatus
Source: RefSeq, a predicted model, not a curated record